UUUACUCUCACUUUUUUUCUUUGCUGAAAAUAUAAAAACUAUGAGCUACGAAGGUAGAAGUCAACAUCGUUCAAGAAACGAUGGACGACGAUAUGGAGGAUACAAUCGAGACUACCGUGGAGGCAACAGAUACAGAGAUGACUAUCGAAAAAGACACUAUCGACAACCUUCUCCCAGUCGUGACGAAGUAGAAGAUAUUGAAGAACGAUUAAAAGGACUCAUCAUCAAAAUAGGUGAUAAGAUUACUCCUGAUCUCCAAGUAAAUUUAAACAAGAUGAAGAAUAUAUUGGACAAUGAUUAUGAGAAGUACCCUGAUAUGGUGCAAGAAACAUUACAAGCUUGUGUUUUAGAACUUCCUUCAAAGACUCCCAUCUAUGGUACUCUCAUUGGUUUAUUGAAUGCAUCGAAUAACAAUAUUGUUUUACGACUUAUGGAAGGUUUCAAUACGUUACUUACGACUUCAGUAGAACAAGCAGAUUGGUUCAAACUAAAACAACUCGUUCGAUUCUAUGGAGAACUUGUUAAUGCUAAUGUUAUCUUACCGAGCGCUUAUUGUCAUUUACUGGAAGAUAUCUUGGCUGAUUUGGAUCAAUCAAAACAACUAAAGCGUCGAUUGGAUUGCCUUGUUUACAUUGUUCUUAAUGCUUUACCUUGGUGUGGAAAAGAACUCAAUGAACGAUGUGGUUCUGGAUUGGAAGGUGUUCUCAACAAAAUUGAUACUUACAUGAACAGCAGGGAAACAAUCCACUUUCCUAUUCUGAAGGUCUUUCAAGAUGAGCAAGACCAAGAUGAACUUUUACAUUUGUGGAAUCUCAUUCAACAGCUUGAAAAAAGCAAUUGGAAGAUAUCGCUCAUUCCAAAGGUUUACAAAUGGUUUGAUGAUGAAUUAAAUAGAGCAUUGCAGCAUGAAAUUCCUCGAGUGACACUCCCUCUUGAUUCAGAUGAAUCAGCAAGGUACAUUCAUCCUCGACAUAUACUCAGAAUUUUUAUAGAUGAAGAUGGAAAGACGAAAUCUGACCAUCCUGAUCAUCGUGGUCUUGAUUACUUUAUUCUCAACGAUAUCAUUGCCGACACUAUACAAAUUUUUGAAGCCAAUCGAAAGGAAUGUGGCAAGUACCUUUUGAAUAUUGCAGGUGUUUUUGAACCCGGUCAUUUUAUGUCUCAAAUGGAUGAUGAUGACGAUGAUGAUGAUGAAAGGAUCAACGAAAAAUCUUUGGAUUGGAAUGCAUCCGAAAUUUUGAUGGAGUCACUUCUAUCACAGAUGUUGAUGCUUCCUAUUUCUUCUUAUCGAUUGAUUUUCUUCUCAACUCUCAUGGCUGAACUGGUCCGUUUGAAUACAAAAACAUUCCCUAUGGCUUUAGGACGAUCUGUCAAAUUAUUAUUUGAUAGAUUAGAUAAUAUGGAUACUGAAUGUGUUGCUCGAUUAUGGACUUGGUUUGGACAUCAUUUAAGUAACUUUGGAUUUCAAUGGGAUUGGGUAGCAUGGGAAGAUGCAUUGACUCUUGACAAAUUACAUCCACAAGUAUGCUUCAUCCGGGAAACCAUCGAAAAGGAAAUCCGACUCAGUUACUAUGAACGUAUCAAAACAUCUUUGCCUUCGGAAUUUGUCUCACUUGCACCAGCAGAAGCCCCUGGACCCAAUUUUAGUUUUGGUGAUACUUCUCAUCCUCUUAACCCAGCAGCAAAGAAGGUCGUGGAGGCACUUCGGUCCAAGAAAAGUGUAGAAGAAGUACGAGAACUUUUGGAAAACAUCAAACGGGAACUCGGUGAUGAUGAUGUAGCACAGUCUUUGGCCAUACAAGAUCUCUUUAUUCAAUGCCUUUUGUUGGUGGGUAGUAAAAGUUUCUCUCAUGUAUUGAAUGUAGUAGAAAGAUAUCUUGAAGUCAUGCGACAUUUCAAUGGCACUCACGAAGAAAAAGUACGCACUGUUGAAAUAGUGGCCACGUUUUGGAAAAACAAUACUCAGUUUUUAUGCAUUUUACUGGACAAACUUUUGAAUUACCGUAUCGUGGACCCAGCUUCCGUGAUCGCUUGGAUAUUUGAUCCAAAACAAUUGGAAAACGCAGGAAGAUCAUAUAUUUGGGAAAUCUUGAAAAAUACAUUGAACAAAGUUGUUUCUAGAGCCGCACAAAUCAAAUCUCGUUUGGAAACCUUUCGACAACAGCAUAGAGACAAUGAAAUUGCUCGGGCAGCAAAACCUUCUACAGAAAUCACACAAGCUGAAGCUCAACAAGAAUUAGAUGCUAUACAAAUUGCUGAACAAUCAUUUGGAACAGUAUCAAGAGAACAAAAGGAAGUGUUUAUGGUGAUGUAUCAACGUUUUGCCGAAAUUUUACAGUCGUUACUCAAGUCUUUAGAAGCUCAAGGUCGAAACCCUGAUGAAGAUUGGACUUUUUGGUGGAUGAAUGGAUGGUUCAAAGAAAUCCUUCGACUGUAUCACGAUGAAUGUGCUGGAUUCAAAGUCACUUUGGAGUCUGUUGUAUUUACCUCUGAUUUAGAACCUCGCAUCAUCAACUUGUUUCAACAAGUACAAGAAUGGAAUCAAAGCUUGUUAGCAAAAACAAAAUGAUCUCUUUUUUUUUUUUUUUUAUGAAAUAGUAUAGUGAUGGUGGUACAUUAGUUUUAUAGUUCUUCGAAUUUACAAUGGAAAAACUUUU
Halteromyces radiatus is the source of this 2657-nucleotide messenger RNA. Its product is annotated as armadillo-type protein. Bases 41 to 2569 code for a protein of 842 amino acids. Lineage: Eukaryota; Fungi; Mucoromycota; Mucoromycetes; Mucorales; Cunninghamellaceae. Gene Ontology annotation, biological process: mRNA export from nucleus; nuclear-transcribed mRNA catabolic process, nonsense-mediated decay. Gene Ontology annotation, cellular component: nucleus; nuclear cap binding complex. The transcript is spliced from 18 exons. Gene Ontology annotation, molecular function: mRNA binding; RNA cap binding; protein binding. The record is from RefSeq and is a predicted model, not a curated record.